This is a messenger RNA of Cornus florida, 1448 nucleotides long. RefSeq names its product purine permease 3-like. Bases 56 to 1132 code for a protein of 358 amino acids. The transcript is spliced from 2 exons. NCBI's taxonomy places the organism in Eukaryota, Viridiplantae, Streptophyta, Magnoliopsida, Cornales, Cornaceae. Gene Ontology annotation, molecular function: purine nucleoside transmembrane transporter activity. Gene Ontology annotation, cellular component: membrane. The record is from RefSeq and is a predicted model, not a curated record.
UCGUCAGUUGUACUGCAGUUAUAGCAAGAGCAUAUACUAACUAGUCUUUACAGAGAUGGAGAAUCCGAUUACAAACAAUCAAGUGCCAUACAAAGAGGAGAAGAAGAAGAAAGCCAUGAAGAGAGCCCUACUCUUGGUGAACUGCACAAUAUUAGCCAUAGGCAACUCCGGUGGUCCACUUUUGAUGCGGUUUUACUUUCUGAAAGGCGGAAAGAGCAUUUGGCUUUCAAGCUGGUUAGAAACUGGUGGUUGGCCAUUUAUCAUGAUCCCAAUCAUAGUUUCAUAUUUUUACCGUCGAAGCAAGGAAGGCCCCGGGGCUAAGCUCUUCUCUAUAACACCUUUCCUCGUUCUUCCUUGUGCUGUUGUCGGCGUUCUCACUGGUGUAGACGAUUAUCUGUAUUCCUAUGGUGUUUCCCUUCUCCCUCUCUCCACCUCUGAGCUUAUAAUUGCCUCUCAGUUGGCCUUUACUGCUGGAUUUGCUUAUAUUCUAGUCAAGCAAAAGUUCACUGCUUUUACGGUCAACGCAGUGUUUUUAUUGUCUGUUGGAGCUGUAGUGCUAGCAUUUCAUACUAACUCUGAUCGCCCGGCACAUGUUACUACCAAGGAGUAUUGGGUGGGAUUCUUUAUGGUACUUGGAGCAGCAGCAUUAUAUGGGUUUGUUCUACCACUGGUUGAGCUGACAUACAUGAAAGCCAAGGAGGUCAUUACUUAUUCUCUAGUCAUGGAGAUGCAGAUGAUUAUGUCCUUUUUUGCUACUGUUUUCUGCACCAUUGGGAUGCUUUUCAACGACGACUUCAAGAAAAUUCCAGGAGAGGCAAGAGAGUAUGAGUAUGGGCAAACCACAUACUAUGUGAUGCUUGUGGUGACUUCAAUAGUUUGGCAAUUGUUUUUCAUGGGUGCAAUUGGAGCUAUUUUCUGUUCUUCGUCAUUGCUUUCUGGUAUUAUAAUUGCUACUCUGCUGCCGGUGACAGAGUGCUUGGCGGUUGUGUUCUACCAUGAGAAAUUUCAAAUUGAGAAAGGGCUCUCUCUCACUUUGAAUCUCUGGGGUUUUCUCUCUUAUUUCUACGGAGAGCUUCAAGAAAGCAAGAAAAAGCAGCAGCAGCAGACAGCAGAACCAGAGUUGCCUCAUUGACAUUUGUCCAUGAUCACACAACUAGGAAUUAUACAUCUGCUUUAGAAGGUAUUGAAUAAAAAUUAUGCAUUUAUCUAUUUUCUCCUUUUAGUUUACACAAAUGAAAUUAAUAUUUCCGGCCGAGUUUCUCUUCUUUGAGUAAGAGCAAGCGUGCCCUGUCCAUUUUUCUUGCAAAUGAUGGAUGCAUCAAUUAACCCCUAAAUUUUGGGAUUUGAUGAUAUGUUGAAUCUAUAUACCUUGCUAUCCUUCAUUACUGAAUCUGUUGUUCAAAAAUACCAUUUUAGAUCAGGCUAACACAGUCUACCGAUUAAUGAUA